AUGUCUUUUCAAUCAAUUAUCAAGCCAGAAACAGAUUUCAACAGAGAGGUCCCUAGAGCCCCCUUCAAAUUAUCCAAAAACAUAGUUGAGAGGUUUUCAUUAAAAGGCAAAGUCACAGUAAUCACAGGUGGUGCAGGUGCAAUUGGAUCUUGUAUUGCUGAAGGUUACGCGCAAGCAGGUGGAGAUGUCGUCAUAUUAGACCACGCUCAUACAGAUAAUGGACUAAGCGAAAAAUUAGCCAACACAUAUGGUAUCCAAUCAAAGUUUUAUCAAAUUGAUGUCACUAAUGCUGAGCAAGUCAAGGAAGUUGUAGCGCGAAUCGUUGAAGAAUUUGGUGGUCUAGAUGUGUUUGUCGCUAACGCUGGUAUUGCAUGGUACACGGGAUCCAUUUUAAACUCCGACUCAACACCAGAGAAUUGGAGGAAAGUGUUUGAUGUCAAUGUAAACGCAGUGUUUUAUUGUGCCAAAUAUGCUGGGGAGGUUUUUCAAAAACAAAAAAGUGGAUCUUUCAUUAUCACUGCUUCAAUAUCAGCUCAUAUCAAUAAUGUACCCAACUACCAAACAUGCUACAACUCAGCAAAGGCAGCGGCAAUGCAUAUGGCUAAAGGGUUAGCUGUGGAAUUUGCAAAUUUCGCUAGAGUCAAUUCAGUAAGUCCCGGCUACACGGAUACCCUUUUAUCGCAACCAAUACCUACACUGCAAAGAGCUAAAUGGUGGGGUCUUACUCCAAUGGGUAGAGAAGCCGAACCCGAUGAGUUGGUUGGUGCGUAUUUGUACUUGGCUAGUGAUGCCUCUAGUUUUACCACCGGUUCAGAUAUCAGAGUUGACGGUGGAUACUGUUCAGUAUAG
Lodderomyces oxycetoniae is the source of this 849-nucleotide messenger RNA. RefSeq lists its product as uncharacterized. Lineage: Eukaryota; Fungi; Ascomycota; Pichiomycetes; Serinales; Debaryomycetaceae. The record is from RefSeq and is a predicted model, not a curated record. Gene Ontology annotation, cellular component: intracellular anatomical structure. The coding region runs from base 1 to 849 and encodes 282 amino acids. Gene Ontology annotation, molecular function: oxidoreductase activity, acting on NAD(P)H, oxygen as acceptor. The transcript has a single exon.